AUGGAUGGGGGAAACGAGGGGCAGCAUGGCGACGGACAUGUCUUGCAACGCUCAAACGCUGCCAGGGCCAAAGAGCCGAGACCGCGGUCUCCGUACGGGCAACGAGACGACUCAGAAGGCUCCCAACACCCAGAGUCUCGGCAUGAAGGGGCCCGACUCUUGCAGCUGGAGGCAGGGCCCGGCGGGGACGAUGGCAGUGAUGGCAAGAAAGAUGAGCAGGCACCAGGCUACCGACGCCUCUCCUACACGGAACGGGCCAUGCUGGCACGCAGCGUGGGUGCGGUUCACGAUGUGGAGCAGGCCAAGCCUGUGCAUCCUAGACAUUGGUGGUGGCCGCCCAGAGGUAUGGCGCCAGGGCUGUACAGGAAUGUGGUGGAGGAGCGGACCAUGUGGUUCUGUUUCUUCCACGUCACCAGCACCCUGAGGUGGGUCCUCAUGCUGUUGCACAUCGUCGUGGCCGCGACGAUGGCUGCACUCGGACAAGGCUCUCCUAAACAGGCUUCACGCACGACGGCACUGGCGGCGGCCAAUACGGUGAUCGCCGGGAUACUGGCACUGAUGCACAACAGCGGACUCCCCGACCGGUACAGAAACAACAAGGCCGAGUUUGAGAUUGUUGAGGAUCACAUCUGUAGGCUUGUGGAGAGCGGCCUCGUUCCGGUGGACCAGCCGAUUGAGCAGACCGUUGCCGAUUGCUUCGACCGGUUGCAAGACGCAAAGGCGGCGGUGCGUGCCAGCCUGCCAGCUGCAUACAAUUCCAAACGAAGCCUGAAGCAGCCUUUUCUUGGCGGCCACCAGCUCCUUGGCGGAAACCGUCAGCACCCCGCCGCGGGCCGUGCAUGA
Messenger RNA from Geosmithia morbida, 843 nucleotides. RefSeq lists its product as uncharacterized. The transcript has a single exon. Bases 1 to 843 code for a protein of 280 amino acids. NCBI's taxonomy places the organism in Eukaryota, Fungi, Ascomycota, Sordariomycetes, Hypocreales, Bionectriaceae. The record is from RefSeq and is a predicted model, not a curated record.